CGUGUGACAUAUGACUCUCUGUCUCUGUCUCUCUCUGUCUCUGUCUCUCUCCGAUCAUGGCUGCAAUGUCUUCGGAACCCGUCUCCCUGCCGAAGCACCCGCCCUUACCGAUCGAACUCCGGUUUGACCUUGACGAGGUCCUGACCGAUCUAGCCUCCUGCUCCAGCCUCCGGCUCAACCUGGACCUGUCGCAGGCAUCGAUCUUGGCCAUGCCGACGGUGACCUCCACGACCGGGGGUUGCCCGAUCUGCAUGGAGGCCUUCCGCGGCAACGACAAGCGAGCCUCCUGCGGCCAUGUCUACCACGAGCCCUGCAUCGCGACAUGGCUCUCGCUCAGUAGCUCCUGCCCUCUGUGCCGCUGCGAAAUCGUCUCCGCCGCCUCCCGACCCUAAACCGAGAGGCCGACGGAACUUUCUAACUCCCCUUUCGUGUACCACUCUUUGCUUUUUUCUUUUUCUUUUUUCCCUUUUUUGGGAAGACAUAUUUCCCAAUUUAUGUACUUAUGUUGAGAUCAGUGGAUCGUCUUUUGUUGAGUUUUGCGUGCUUGACCAAUUUGCUAAAUUAUGGAAUGAACGCAGUACGUGUCAGUUCUAAUGUUUCUUCUUUUCUUUUGAGAGCAUAAUCAUGUGUAUAAUUCUAGCAUUUUAUCUAGAUAUCUUC
Messenger RNA from Eucalyptus grandis, 660 nucleotides. RefSeq names its product E3 ubiquitin-protein ligase RZF1. Lineage: Eukaryota; Viridiplantae; Streptophyta; Magnoliopsida; Myrtales; Myrtaceae. The record is from RefSeq and is a predicted model, not a curated record. The transcript has a single exon. Bases 57 to 392 code for a protein of 111 amino acids.